Messenger RNA from Clarias gariepinus (North African catfish), 1765 nucleotides. RefSeq names its product ferredoxin 1 (gene fdx1). Gene Ontology annotation, cellular component: mitochondrion. The coding region runs from base 398 to 913 and encodes 171 amino acids. The transcript is spliced from 4 exons. Gene Ontology annotation, biological process: P450-containing electron transport chain; positive regulation of oxidoreductase activity. Lineage: Eukaryota; Metazoa; Chordata; Actinopteri; Siluriformes; Clariidae. The record is from RefSeq and is a predicted model, not a curated record. Gene Ontology annotation, molecular function: 2 iron, 2 sulfur cluster binding.
UGUUAUGUCCUUCAGGAAAUACAUAAGUUAAAAUAUUUCAUGUCUAAAAUGUAUUAGCGUCUGACAAUCUUUGACUUAACGAUCCGUGUGCUAAAAUCGUGCUGUAACCUUUUUAAAAUCUUUGUUUUAAAUUUGGAAAGAGUUAAGUAUCCGAUAUUAUUAGGUGUUAUGCAACCAACACGUUUGAACCGUGCGGUUGAGCAAUUCGAGUUGUACUCUGAGCUUUAAUAUUAGCUAGCAGUGCUAACAGACUAACACACACACACAAUCAUACCCGAGUCUUGACAGACUUUUUUUUUUUUAUCAGAUUUUCUCCAGCCUUUAAUCCGAACAAAGUGUACCUUUACGGGUUUUCGUUAGUCGCCAGAUCACUUUGUUACAGGUUAGUGUUAAAACGAUGUCUUUUUUAACCGCAGCACGGAGAUUAGUCGGGCUUUCACGGAGCUCCUGGAAACUUUCAAGGGGUGCCAAUAAUUCAGCGAAAUCUUUAUCGUCGCUGAGCUUCAUUUGUAAACGAGGCAUAACCUCCUGCAGUAACGUGCAGCCUCUCAGGUCAGAAAACAAGGUGACGGUUAAUUUCAUCAAUCGUGAUGGAGAAAAGAUCACCGUCAAGGCUUCCCCUGGUGACACACUAUUAGAUGUUGUUGUUCAACAAGACCUUGAUAUCGAUGGAUAUGGAGCAUGUGAGGGAACUCUAGCUUGUUCCACGUGCCAUCUUAUCUUUGAAGAGGAGGCAUAUAAACAGCUUGGCCCAAUUAGUGAUGAGGAAAUGGAUAUGCUGGAUCUUGCCUACGGCCUUACAGAUACGUCUCGUCUGGGUUGCCAGAUCUGCCUAACAAAAUCUCUGGACGGCAUGACAGUGCGUGUUCCCGAGAGCGUGGCAGACAUUAGACAGUCAGACGGCUCUGCCUAGUCUCUUUAACCACCUCGUGCCUGUCUGCCUACCAUAAACCAAUGUAAAUUGAUCAUGGGAAAAGGGAAAAUGUGAUUGGAUUAAUUGAGGAAAGUGUCCUGAUGUAAGAAAUCAUACUUUUGUCUAGACCCUUUAUGUCUGUAGCAUUGGGAUUAUAGAGCUACAUGGAGGUUGUGAUCAAUUUAUCAAUACAUCUUUAAGAAUAAGCUGUAAAUUUUUGUGAAGGUUUCGUAUAGUAAUAAAAUAGUUAAGACAGAAUUGAAAACAAAAAUGCAAAAACUUUUUUUAAGAUAAAAAAAAACCCAAGACAUAUUAUUAUGGUGAGUUGUAAGUGCAAAACAAAUAAAAAAAAGGAACAGCAAAUCAGAAAACCAAACUAAAUUAAAAACAACAUAAAACCAGAAUCAGCAGAACAAAUGAUUAGCUGCAGCAUGCAUCAUUCAUAGAUACUGUGAAAAAUGGAGGACUCGAGCAUGUUUACACUAAGGUGCUUUUAUUUAUGCUUUGUUUGGGCAUUUAUAUUAUGUUAAUUAGCUCAACUGUCAAUUUGUCAAGACAUCAAUGUGAAAUUAAUGUGAAUGAAUGUGAAAAAGUAUGUGUACGCUAAAACGCAUCAGAAGAAAGCAAUUUUGCUUGAUUACUUGGAGGAUAUGUAAUUAUUUUUCUUAUGAUAAUCAUUUUUAAAUUAAUGCUACUGUGCUUCUGAAUUUGCUGUUGCUUUUUUUUUUUUUUGGUAGUAUCUUUUUCACUUACAUUCCACUGUGGUUUAGAGAUUUCUAGUUAGUGGUUUUGCCAAGGCAUGCAAUGGAUUUUCUCACUAGUACUUUGGACAAGAAUUAAACACAUACAGUA